Messenger RNA from Danaus plexippus (monarch butterfly), 3844 nucleotides. RefSeq names its product beta-1,4-mannosyltransferase egh. Gene Ontology annotation, cellular component: cytoplasm. The record is from RefSeq and is a predicted model, not a curated record. Lineage: Eukaryota; Metazoa; Arthropoda; Insecta; Lepidoptera; Nymphalidae. Gene Ontology annotation, molecular function: beta-1,4-mannosyltransferase activity.
ACAAUCUAUAUUUAAUCUUUGUUUGAAUGUCAGUUAGUGGGGUGUGCGCUGAGCUAUGUUGCUGUAAAUUUCAAUUGUGUAAUUUUGUUUACUGCUAACGUUUUGUGUGAUAUUUUGUUAAAAAUACACGAAGUAUUAUAAAUGUGUUAUAUUUAAAUAUUAUUACAAUUAUUUGUUAUAUAUUUAUUAAUCCAACUGUUAACAUUUAUGAGAAGGAUGCUUAGAGGAAGAGUACCACAUUUAUUUCACUGUGCAUUUUUUUUAUCAUUUAUAUAUUUGGCUUUGGUCUUGGCUGGUGCCAUAAGUCUUGAUAAUAAAGAAAAACCUUAUAUAGAUCCAUGGGAAACAUAUACAGUCUUUGGAGCACUUGUGUUAUAUUUUCUUAGACUCCUCACUCUAUUAACUAUCCCUCAAGUUCUCUGUAACUUUUGUGGGUUAUUGUUUUUUAAUGCAUUCCCUGGUAAAGUAAAAUUGAAAGGAUCUCCAUUGCUUGCUCCAUUUAUAUGUAUUAGGGUAGUAACUAGAGGAGAUUUUCCUAAAUUAGUUAGAGAUAAUGUCACAAGGAAUAUGAAUAUGUGCUUGGAUGUUGGAAUGGAAAACUUUAUGAUUGAAGUUGUGACAGAUAAAGCUAUAAACCUGCCAAAGCAUAGAAGAGUGAGAGAAGUUGUGGUACCAGCAGAGUAUAAAACGAGAACUGGCGCACUUUUUAAGUCGAGAGCCUUGCAGUAUUGCUUGGAGGAUAACAUCAAUAUAUUGGCUGAUAAUGAUUGGAUUGUACAUCUGGAUGAGGAAACUUUAUUAACAGAGAACUCCGUGCGUGGGAUAUUAAAUUUUGUGUUGGAUGGACAAUGUCAAUUUGGUCAAGGCCUUAUCACUUAUGCUAAUGAAAUUAUUGUAAACUGGCUGACAACUUUGGCGGAUAGUUUUCGUGUUGCCGAUGAUAUGGGGAAACUGAGAUUUCAAUUUUACGUGUUCCAUAAGCCUCUCUUUAGCUGGAAAGGAUCAUAUGUUGUGACCCAAGUUGGUGCAGAAAAAAAGGUGUCAUUUGACAAUGGUCUUGAUGGUUCUGUGGCUGAGGACUGUUACUUUGCCAUGAAAGCGUACAGAGAUGGCUAUUCAUUCAACUUUGUUGAAGGGGAAAUGUGGGAAAAGUCACCAUUUACGCUAUGGGAUUUCAUGCAGCAAAGGAAGUGGAUUCAAGGUAUACUUUUGGUUGUCCAUUCAAAGGAAAUACCUCUUCAAUAUAAAAUUUUUCUAGCAAUUUCAUGUUACUCAUGGGCAACACUGCCAUUAUCAACCAGUAAUAUAUUAUUAAAUGCUUUUUGUCCGAUACCAUGCCCCCAUUUCCUAGAUUUAAUAUGUUGUUUUGUGGGCGCCGUCAACAUAUAUAUGUAUAUAUUCGGUGUCAUUAAAUCAUUUCCUAUACAUAGAUUUGGUACAUUGAAAUUCUUUUUAUUUGUUGGUAGUGCAUUGACAGUCAUACCGAUAAAUGUUGUUCUUGAGAACAUAGCUGUUGUAUGGGGUCUUGUAGGGAAGAAACAUAAAUUUUACAUUGUUAAUAAGGAAGUUAAGAUACCUGUUACUGUAUAAAUAGUAUUAUUAUUAUUAUUUAUAAUAAAAAUUGCACAAAUUACUUAAGAGUUGAAAUAUGAUGCAUGAUAGGUUAAUCUGUGUUUGUGAUAUCUUUAUCAAAGAUUUAUUUAAUUCAUGAACAAGUGAUUAUUCACCCAUUUUAUGUUACCAAAGAUUAAAAAAUUUAAGGAGUAAUAUUUUAGUUUUGUGUAUGUUAAAAAUAUAAAUUGUUAUUUAUUUCCUUUAAUUGCUAUUAUUUUCCAUAUGAGGUAUUCUAAUAUCCGUGACCAUAAAAUGUGAGAUUUAUAUUCAUAAUAAUUUAAUAUUUGUAUGCUAUUUUUUUUAUCUGUUGUUACAUUUUUUAAAAUAGUUUUUUUUUUUUAAUAUAACAAAUUAUGUGGCGGGGCCUUUUGUAAGAAUUGUUGAUUACAAAUUUAUAUGUUUGAACCAUUCACAAAAGUAUUAUUUACAAGUAGCAAAAAUUUGAAUUCUGUUUAAUUUCUAUAGCAAUAGAGUUGUAAGAUUUUAAGUGUUAGUAUUAAUGUAUGGUUUAAAACAUAUCUUGAAUUAUGUACUUAAUAAAGCAUGUUGUUUGCAUACAUGGUGUUCAGAUAAAUAAGCUUUGUGUUCAACAGUAUCUGAUAUGUAUUGUCCUAGAUAUUAUUAAUACACAAAAAUAACUUAAGUUUCUUUCAUAGUUAUUAGAUUUUUCUGUAACAGCAAGUAUUAGUUUUUCAAUUCUUUUUUAUUCACAUUUAUUUCUAAUCAAUAGUACCAGUGUCAUUUCUGUUUUAAUUUUUCAUAGAUAUACUUUGAAUAUAUACAUAUAUAUAUUUAUAUAUUUAAUACUGUGAUAAUAGUAUUGAAGUGAUAAUUUUAACCACCUUUCUUAUAUCACAAGUGAAAAACAUUACUCGUACAUCUAGUAGUUUGAUGAAUUUUUUGUCAAUUGCAUUAUGUUAAACCUUGUUAAAUUAAUAAAAAUAAUAUUAAUUGUUUUUCAUUAAGUAGUUACAUGAAAAGUAUUCUUUGUUAUUAUAAAAUUGAAAUGUUACAAAUAAGAGUCGUGACUGAUUUAAUAAAAAAUUUAAAGUUCAAAAAUAUGUGUAGGAAGCCUUUUGUAAUGAAAUUGUAAGAUGUUGAUUCCUUUAAACCUUUGCUAAAAUUAUAUUUAGUACAAAUAAAUCUCAAAAUGUACUUCGUUUUUUAUGAUAAAGAUUGUUAAUAAAAAAAUACAGUAGCAUCACUGUUUUAAAAUAUUUGACUAGUCAUAAUAAAAUUUACGUGUAAAAUCUAAAUUGUAAUCAUCCAUAGUAGAUAGUUAUAAUUUUCCAGUAACAUUUAUAUCUAUGGCAUGUUAAGUACGUAAGUAUUUAAAUUGUUUAUAACAUUCAAACUUCAAUGAGUCCCAACGCCUCGUACGAAUUUGCAUUACUUAAACGACAAUUUAAAAGUUUUUAUUCAUGAAUCUUCACAUAAGACGGUACAGCAAAAGUUUUUGAAUGUUAAGCCUUUAAGCGUCUAUUAGUAUGACGAUGUCAACGUCGGCUAUGAAAACAAUGUUAACACAAAUUCCUUUAGUGCGAACACGCGAUCCCUAAUUUACUGUAUGCUUCCCGAUGACAAAUUGAAAUCAAAGCUGCUAUUAUACAAAACAACUCGGUUGUGGUCACAUAAUGCAUUCGCUAAUUAAAAUUGGAUUAUACAAUUGACGUUUAGUUGAUGCAUUCCUAAUUUGAUAGGUUAUUUCAUUCAAUCAUUCGAGAAUCCUUCGUUACGUCCAAAAAUUCUGUUAUGCUCCGAUUUAAAAUAAUGGUUAAUUUAUUUUCAUGAAACCAUUAAUUCUCAUUUAUUCGAACAUUCGAUAAAUUAUAAAUAUAAUUUAAAUAAACUUAGAAUAAUAGUUAAUAGAUCAAUUAUAGGAAAGAAAGGGCUAUAAAUCUGCUUGCAUAGAUAGAAUACCCAUAUAUAAUGUACAAAAUAUUUUUUUUCACGCGUGUGAUUCGAUAUAAAAUUAAUGAAAACAAUAUCUAAGUCGAUAUCCCGAAGAUAACGCUGAAGCUAUUUGAUUCACAAUCAGUCUGACGAUCAGAAUAUUACUUUUUUCAAUAUCACAGACCUAAUGGUUAUAUGUUAUAUAAUAGGAAUGGUUAGUUUAUUUUGUAUUAAUGAUUGUAUCAUAUUACUGUCUUGUAUGUGUGUGUGUGGUAAAAUAAUAUUCGGCACGAUAUUCUAGAUUAUAUCUUAUUGUGCAAAUAAACGAUGGCAUAUU